Molecule: messenger RNA, 2887 nt
Organism: Sesamum indicum (sesame)
Lineage: Eukaryota; Viridiplantae; Streptophyta; Magnoliopsida; Lamiales; Pedaliaceae
Gene: PUCHI
Product: Integrase-type DNA-binding superfamily protein
Biological process (GO): regulation of DNA-templated transcription
Molecular function (GO): DNA binding; DNA-binding transcription factor activity
Source: RefSeq, a predicted model, not a curated record
GGGAAAUAAAAUGUUAGGACAAAAAACAAAAAAAUCUUUCAACGUAUGACACUUGCAAUGUGUCCUUUUUUUUUCCCCUCUCCAUCACUGCCUUUAAAAGAGAGAGCCCAUUUCACAAAUCUUGCAAGACACACUCUCCACUUAACUCCAACUGAUCAUCAAACAUCUUUUUACCUUAUUCUUCCCUCAUCUCCCCGAAAACUCACACUUUUUCCUCGUUCCAUCCAAUUCAACAACUGUUGUUACAAUGUCAGCACCUAAUAAACCUUCUCAUGAUAAACCCUUUGCUCUCUUUGAGCCCAUACUCACUGAGACAGGCUUCACAUUGCUCCAACGCAACACGGCGGCCGUGUUGCAGUCGACCGAGCGGAGGGGCCGCAAGAAGGCGGCCGAGCCGGGGAGGUUCCUUGGGGUCAGGCGGAGGCCGUGGGGCCGUUAUGCAGCGGAGAUAAGGGACCCCACCACCAAGGAGAGGCACUGGCUGGGGACAUUUGACACUGCCCAAGAAGCAGCAUUGGCCUAUGAUAGGGCAGCCCUUUCCAUCAAGGGCUCUCAAGCAAGGACUAACUUUAUUUACUCUGAUCAAACUACUUUCCACUCCCUUUUGAGCCCUUUUGAGUUUCAAAGCUUUUCUGCACAAACUAAACAGCAGCCUGCUGCCAAUAAUGUCACUGGUCACGCUUCCUGCAGUCAGCCUGCUGAGAAUGUAAUACCUCGGAACCAUGUCCAUGUGCAUUCGGAGAACGACACCUGUCAUUCCCAUGAAUCUUCCUAUGGUUCACCACCUAAUGAUGAUGAUAACUGCAGUUUCUUUAAUCUCUCCACAACUGACACAAAUUCUGGGUAUUUGGACUGCAUAGUUCCCAACAACUACUUGAACCCCUCCAGUUCUUACAAUAAUUCUAAGAAUGUUGAUGGGGGGCCGCAUAAGGCUUUUGGCUCAAACUUCAGUUUCUCAUCAGACAACAAUUAUCAGAAUAGCAAUGGACUUCAUGUUCUUGAUUCCAGCACAACAACAAUGGGAUGGAAUCUUGAAAACCCUGAAAAUUUUUCUUCUUAUGAUCAAGAACUUGGAUGUGGGUUCUGGGAGAGUAGUACUGAGCAGUCAUGGGAACUUUCAGCCAUGAUAAAUAACCCUUCAAUGGUUGAGAAUAAUACUCAAAGCUGUGAAAGUCAGAUGAUGGCUCCAGCCACUGCUGCUGCUAAUCCAGCAAGUUGCUCAUCUUUUUUUCCUUGUUUUGGGGAUGCAGUUGACCUGGGCCACUCUCUAUUUUGACUGAUGAUUUUAAGUUAUAAUAUCCCUGGAUUAAUUUAAAUAUAUAUAUAUAUAUAUUAAUUUCUUGAGUUAAAUGCAUGCCUUGUGUGUAUCUAUCUCCACGGACCUUUCUCUAUUUUUGUUUCUUCUGCUGCUGCUUUUCCUUUAUCUUUGUUCAUUUCUUUGGGCAGUUGAAUCUGGAUGACUAGCUAGGGGUUUCUUCAAUAUAUUAAUUACUUGUUGAGUUUGACAAUCAGGAUGGCAUUAAGACAGGACAUCUAAUAUGAUAAUCAUAUUUAGUACUUUGCUAGGGUCAAUGUCAUAUCACAAGAUUCAUGUGGUUCAAGAGUGGUACUAAAAGUAGGCUUAUUUGAAGGUUUAAUCAUGUCAUUUCACAUGAUGAGCUUGUAUGCAAACAACUAAAAUGCUUUACAAAGAUGAAAUAUGUAGUGAGAAAAAAAAGAUGGUUGUGUAAUGGACUAUUUGAAUACCAAGUAAUAUUAGAUCAAGAAAGAAUUUGUCUGGAAGAUAUAUACCUUAAAUAAUUCCAAUGAGAACUAGGCAAAGGUUAAGGGUGGGACAAGCUAAUUGAGUCUAAUUGUUCUAAUUAACUAGCAAGUUGUCCAUGUAACCAGAGCGUACUUGCCCCUAACAAAAAUAUGUAAAUUUCUGACUAAGAAUUUGCAUAUUCUGCAAGAAGCCAAUAAAUCCUUUUCCAACGUACUUCAGUGAUUGUAGCUUUUACAUAUACAACAUAAAGCCAAUGCUAUGUCUGGAUCAAGAAAUUUAGUUAGAAAAACAAAGGAAAAGGAAAAGUUGCAACAAAGUACAGAAUCAAUCAUUGAAACGAAGACAAUAUUUUCCUCAAAUUCAAAGUCCAGACAAUGCAUAACCCAUAGCCAUAUCCAUGUUCCUAGUAGCGUGCAAACCACAGCCAUCAGAUUACCGAAAGAUAUAUCCUCAAAAUUCAAGGUUUUAUCUAAAUUCUUUGAUGUGUUUGUGAUAAUCUAUGAAAAAGAAGCAUGCAAGCAAUUCAUAUUUCACAACAUAACUACAUAUCUUACAUACAAACGUAGCAUUAAAUUGCCUUGAAGUUCUAUGAGUUUAUCAUUGCCUCCAAAACAAAGCCCCAGGAAAAAAGAAGGGGAAUAAGAACACCGCUGUAUUCAUUCCCUUGUCAAGUUGGGAUGUUCUUCCCAAUGAAGGGAUGAAAGAGGUGUAAAGACAGUUAAAUCCAGAUGGAGAAUGGCCAGGACUUAUCUUUUUCGUUUCGAAAAAGAUACCAUAAAUAGACACAAGCAGCUCCAAAAUUUGAGCACUAACGAGGAGGUUGGUUUCCUUUCUUGUUAUUCGAAGACUAGCUGAAAAGCUAAAUGUGGUUUCCGAGAUGUUUUCAGGGGUAUGUAUGACUUAUUCAAAAUGGAAAUGGUGGCUACAUGACGAUAUUAUGACCAUGGAUGACAUAGCUAGAAUGUGCUAGAUCUGAUAGGACGAACAUUGUUGGUUGAGACCAGGCAUCCGACGGGGGAAUUGGACCAUAAACUUUUAAGUUUGCAUGGUGAAAUGGUCGACAGAGACAAUGUCAUGACUCUAUCCUUUCUAUUCAGCUUGAUGCGUGAACCUCACCUCCAC